This is a messenger RNA of Calidris pugnax (ruff), 619 nucleotides long. Its product is annotated as beta-galactosidase-like. Gene Ontology annotation, cellular component: vacuole. Bases 1 to 612 code for a protein of 203 amino acids. Gene Ontology annotation, biological process: carbohydrate metabolic process. Gene Ontology annotation, molecular function: beta-galactosidase activity. The transcript is spliced from 3 exons. Lineage: Eukaryota; Metazoa; Chordata; Aves; Charadriiformes; Scolopacidae. The record is from RefSeq and is a predicted model, not a curated record.
AUGCUGGCAGGCUGCCGGCAGCGUUCCGGACAGGGGGAUCUGUCCCUGUGGCUGCAGGAGUACCAGGGGACACUGGAGCGGGACGGGCAGACAACGCUGCGUGUGACGGGCAGGGAAGGAGACACUCUGGACGUGCUCCUGGAGAACAUGGGCAGGAUCAGCUUCGGCGCCAACAUCAGUGACUUCAAGGGCUUGCUGAGGAACCUCUCCUUGGACUCCAGCCCUCUCAGCAACUGGCUCAUCUACCCCCUGGCCAUAGACACUGCCAUCCAGCAGGGCUGGCCCCACGCUGCCCUGCCGAAAUCAAGCAGCAGGAGCAGAGCAGGGCCAGCCUUCUACACUGGGACCUUUGAGACCCCUGGCAUCGCUUGGGACACCUUCGUGAAGUUCCCAGGUUGGACCAAGGGCCAGCUGUGGAUAAACGGCUUCAACCUGGGCCGGUACUGGCCCCCUCGUGGGCCCCAGCAGACCCUCUUUGUGCCCGGCUCGGUGCUGCACGUUGGCCGCCCCAACAACAUCACAGUGCUGGAGCUGGAGGGGGCACCCCCUGCCCCCUUUCUGCUUUUUCUCGACCGACCCCUUUUCAACAGGACCCUCGCGGCCACAGAAUAAAUGCAGG